AUUCGUCAUUUAUUAAAAGAAAAAAAACCAGGUAAAAUUGCGAAUCACCCUGUGAAUUUUGCAUCUGUCUUUCUAAAUCUUGUCAUCAAUUGAGAUAAUUUAAGUAAAAGAGCUUACAGUGGUGGAAAGAUUGUCUAUUUCUGCACGAAAUGUGCACCUAAUUAUACACCAAAUUAGUGCGAAGGCACAAAGAAUACAGAAAAUUCAAGUUUAUGUGUGAGAAAGAAGAAAAGAAAAGAAAAAAAAGAAAGGAAACAAUGACACUAUCAGUGAACAGUGGCAGUCAAUAAAGGCAAAAUAAAAUAAAAUAAAAGCGUUCAAUUAUUAUUAGAUACUUGAAGGAAUUUGGAAAGAUCUACGUAACUGGGGGGCCGUAAAAAUGCGAGUGGACAACAUGGAUCAAGCACGACCAAUACAAGUGAUAACAACUGGAGAGGAUCACACGUUUCUGCUGGAGGAGGAUGCUCUGACGGACAUCCUGCUGCAGGAGGAUAUCAAGGAUCGCUUUGUUGUGGUGGUUUCGGUAGCUGGAGCCUUUCGCAAAGGCAAAAGCUUCCUUCUUGACUUUUUCCUGCGAUACAUGUACUCAACGUAUGUUCAGCAAACGCGGACCAAAGAUUGGCUUGGCGGGGACACAGAUCCUCUGAAGGGAUUCUCAUGGCGUGGGGGUUCAGAGAGGGAUACAACGGGCAUCCUAAUGUGGUCAGAUAUCUUCCUCCAUGACUUUCCCAAUGGGCAGAAAGUUGCCAUAAUCCUCCUGGAUACACAGGGUGCAUUUGACAGUCAGAGCACGGUGCGCGAUUGUGCCACAGUAUUUGCUCUCAGCACCAUGGUAUCCUCUGUGCAGAUCUUCAAUCUGUCCCAGAACAUUCAGGAGGAUGAUCUGCAGCAUUUGCAGCUGUUCACAGAGUACGGAAGACUGGCUCUGGCUGAUUCUGGCAAGACACCCUUUCAGCGACUUCAGUUUCUCGUGCGUGACUGGAGUUUUCCCUACGAGGCGUCGUAUGGGGCUCAAGGGGGCGAAAUGAUCCUCAAGAGACGUCUCGAAGUAUCUGAUAAGCAACAUCCUGAAUUGCAAUCACUCAGACGACACAUAAAGUCCUGCUUUAGUAGAAUUGCGUGCUUCCUGAUGCCACAUCCGGGUCUGACAGUAGCAACAAAUCCCAAAUUUGACGGAAGACUGGCAGACAUUACGGAUGAAUUCAAGGAGAGUCUGCAGGAGUUGAUUCCGCAAAUUCUGGCACCGGAGAAUCUCGUUGUGAAGGAGAUCAAUGGACAGAAGGUCAGGGCUAGGGAAUUGAUUCAGUACUUUAUCUCGUAUAUGAACAUCUACAAAGGGAGUGAACUGCCGGAACCUAAGAGUAUGCUAGUGGCCACGGCGGAGGCCAAUAAUUUGACUGCAGUGGCUGAAGCUAAGGAUCUCUACGUCAAUCUGAUGGAAGAUGUCUGCGGAGGAACGAAGCCCUUCCUCAGCAAUGGGCACUUGGAUGCUGAACACCAGAGGAUCAAGGAGAAAGCUUUGCAUCAGUUCUCGGCCAAGAGGAAGAUGGGUGGUGAGGAGUUCUCGGAGAAGUAUCGUGAGAAAUUGGACAGUGAUCUCGAGGAGGCAUUUGGUAACUUCCGUGCUCACAACGAGAGCAAAAAUAUCUUCAAAGCAGCCCGAACGCCGGCUGUUUAUUUUGCAAUAGCCGUUGUCAUGUACAUCUUGAGUGGCAUCUUCGGUCUAUUUGGAUUGUAUGUCUUUGCAAAUUCUGCAAAUUUAAUCAUGGGUGCUGCUCUCCUUACUCUCGCCAUGUGGGCUUACAUAAGGUACAGCGGUGAAUUGAGUGAUUUCGGAUCGAAGCUCGAUGUGUUGGCGGAUUUCUUGUGGGAAAAUUGGCUCAAACCUUUCUAUCAGGGAUGCAUGGAGAAGGGCAUUCAGCAUGUGGCCACUCAUGCAGUUGAGACGUCAGUGGGCGGAGGGACAAAUCGUCAAAACUCUUCCCGAACAUCAAGGGAACAUGCGUCAAAUGGUAAAGUAAAGAGCUCAUGAGAGUACGUGAAUGCGAGACAACAAAAUUCAGCAUCACAUCAGUUGCAAAAUCGUAAAAAGUCGAAAAAGUUUGUGCCUAAUAAUAAAAUCAAUAAUUGCUGAUAAGAUUCUUCCCUUCGAAAGAAAAAAGGACAAUUAAGUAAGUUUUUUUCACGAAUUAAUUUCUCCGGCAAAUAUUUCCGACGUGAAUUUCUGCAGUGAAUAAAUUAAUUGCAUGAAGUGAGAUAGUUUUGAGAUUCACCUUCUGGAAAUAGGACCAUCCAAAUAUUUUAUCCUCUUGUUGGGCACAAAUUGUCAAGUUUUGAGCUUGAAUCCUCCUAAAAGACAAUUGAAAAAAAUGAAGAAGCUCCAAACGAGAUUUAAUUUUAAAUUGAAAACCUUCAAGAUGUGCAUGACAUUUUUUCGACUCAAUAUUUUUUAUUUUUGUUUUUUUUUCCUUUUUGUUGUAAUUUAUAUCAGUGACGAAUUAAUAUUAAUAACUGUUGAUUAAAAAGAAAAUGAUGAACGUAAUUGGUGGAUAAGGAAGCAAGAAGAAAAACACGAUGACAGUCUGUAAAUUUUUCAUUUGAAUUUAUUUAUUAAACAAUUUGUUUUGGAUAGUUCUUCCAGAGAAUAAAAUGCUGUAGAUUUUUUUCACAUUAUAUUUUUUUUUUUUGGUUCUUUCAACGAGAAAUAACAUCGCUAUUAUGUCAAUUUAUUUGUACCUUUUACUUAAAAACAAAUAAAAAGAAACCUGUAAUAUUGUGAA
This is a messenger RNA of Phlebotomus papatasi, 2780 nucleotides long. RefSeq names its product atlastin (gene atl). The transcript has 6 exons. Lineage: Eukaryota; Metazoa; Arthropoda; Insecta; Diptera; Psychodidae. The record is from RefSeq and is a predicted model, not a curated record. Gene Ontology annotation, molecular function: GTP binding; GTPase activity. Bases 380 to 2032 code for a protein of 550 amino acids. Gene Ontology annotation, biological process: endoplasmic reticulum organization; protein homooligomerization.